This is a messenger RNA of Telopea speciosissima, 1817 nucleotides long. Its product is annotated as NF-kappa-B-activating protein-like. Bases 2 to 1651 code for a protein of 549 amino acids. Gene Ontology annotation, cellular component: nucleus. The transcript has 2 exons. Gene Ontology annotation, biological process: regulation of gene expression. The record is from RefSeq and is a predicted model, not a curated record. Lineage: Eukaryota; Viridiplantae; Streptophyta; Magnoliopsida; Proteales; Proteaceae. Gene Ontology annotation, molecular function: chromatin binding.
AAUGGUGGGUAGAGAGAGGGAUUUCGAGAACGACGAUUAUCCUCGAAGCCGUUACCGGAAGCUUUCUUCGACGGUGGAAAUCCCGGAAGGACGCCACCGUGAUGACCGAGGGAACGUAGGUUACUCGCCGGUGUCAGGUAGGUCUCCAUCUCCUUCAUCCUCUUUCGACGAUCGUCAUCGUCGUAGUAACCCUAGCCGUAGCCGUAGUCCGAGUCGCAGUCCUGCCAAUAGUUACAGAAGAUCUCGUUAUGAAUCAGAUCGCCGUCGUGAUCGAGCGGACUCAAACGGAUACCAUAACAACCAAGCUUGGAGAAGCCCUAGGUCUCAUGGAAUCCUAAAUCGUGAUAGCGGACGACGAUUCGACCGUGAUCACGGGGAUUUCCGGAAUGGACAGUUCCCUGAGUCCGAAUCCGAUGAGGAAUUGAAGGGCUUGAGCUACGAAGAACACCGCAGGCUUAAACGCCAGAAAUUGAGAAAAAGCCUCAAGAACUGUAUUUGGAAUGUUACCCCUAGUCCUCCUCCUGGUGAAAGGAAUCGCUCCGAGCCUUUGGGUGAAGCCAAGGAAAUAUCUGAAGAAGACAACCAAAAGGGUGACUCGAGAGUUCAAGAAAAGGGUACUGGUCGGAUUGGUGAUUCUGAAUCCGAAGAAUCAGGAGGAAGUUCGUCCGGUACGGGGUCGGGCACUGAGUCGGACGCGGAUGAUUCCCGCUCAAGGAGGAAGAGCAGAAGCCGAAGGAAUGAUCGGCGGAAGAGUAAAUCGUCAGGUUCUAGGAGGCGUACAAGUAGAAUAUCAUCUCCUGAUAUUGAAUCAGGUAAAGGCGUGAGUGAGUCUGAGAGUUCUUAUGCUUCAAGUGAAGAAGGCACGAAACGGAGGAAGAAAUCAGGAAGGCGGAGUAGUAGGCGAGGGAAGAAGAGGAGUGGGCGUAGCAGCAAAAGAACAAGGAAAAGUAAAAGGAGUAGAGAUAGUGAUUCUGACGAGAGCCCAACUGAGGAGAGUGACGCCAGAUCUAAGAAGGGGAAGUUCCAUAAUUCCUCUUCCCGUUCGAAAAGAAGCAAGAAAAAGAGACGCUCUGAAUCGGGCAGUGAGAGAUCAGCUGGGAGCUUUUCUGAUUUGGAUGUUGAUGCAAAAAGCAAAGUCAUGAUUGAUGAUGCAACGAAGGCCGAGAUUAAUAGCGAAUCCUUCGCGUUCAAGGAAAUGAUCGAGUCUCAAAAGAAAUCUUCUUUGGAUAACGAACCAUUGGUGGGGCCUGUUCCACUUCCGAAGGCUGACGGACAUAUUAGCUAUGGAGGUGCUCUCAGGCCUGGUGAGGGUGAUGCUAUUGCUCAGUAUGUGCAGCAAGGCAAGCGUAUUCCUCGCAGAGGAGAAGUGGGUCUUUCGGCUGACGAGAUUCAGACCUUUGAGAGCCUUGGUUAUGUGAUGAGUGGUAGUAGGCAUCAGAGAAUGAAUGCAAUUCGUAUUCGAAAAGAAAACCAGGUUUACAGUGCUGAAGACAAACGGGCAUUGGCAAUGUUUAACUACGAGGAAAAGGCAAAACGUGAGCACAAGGUCAUGGCUGAUCUACAGCGGCUGGUGCAACGUCACAUUGGACAAGAUGUUGGUCCAACUCAUGAUCCUUUUGCUGUGAAAGCUUCUGAGGAGGCUGAUAACUGAUACCCAUGUACGUUCCAUGUUCUCCAUGUGCUAUAUGUUACUUUCUGUUUUCUCCUGGGGUAUGGACCUCUGGUUUCCUACAUGCUUGCAAUGAGAGAAUGCCUAAAUGCCAGAUAGGAUUUCAAUGUAGUACUUAAUGAAUAAUGGAAGUAGUAUCCAUCAAUAA